This is a messenger RNA of Tuber aestivum (summer truffle), 4932 nucleotides long. The record is from the annotation of a GenBank genome assembly. NCBI's taxonomy places the organism in Eukaryota, Fungi, Ascomycota, Pezizomycetes, Pezizales, Tuberaceae.
ACACAACCUCCUCCUCCUGCAACCAUCCUCCUUCAUAUUUGCCUCCUUUCCUCUUUUCUCGUUAUUUUCGCCUUUUCUUGCUAGCGGCACAGAGGCCACUUCUUUUCCCAUUAAAAUAACAGCAGGUCGUGUUGGUCAUUUGUCCCUCCUCAUUCUCCUGGUUGCUCACACAUAGUUACCGUUCUGGUCCGAUCUCAACUUGUGGGUAGCAGCUCCUGUUAAGGAUUGCCUGCCGCCAUCGGUCACCGCAGUCCCCCAUGUUACGAUACUUGGGAGCCGCGCUGCUCUUCACCUCCCCGAUCGCUACCCAUCUCGCGCAGGCGCACAAUACUUCGGUGACGCCCGAUAAGGAUCUACUCCAAUCUCAACAUCUCUGGAGCUUGGAUAACCGGCCAGCCGAAUGUCCACCGUGGUAUGUCCUACCCCACUCAGGAAUGCGUGAAACCCCCACGCUCCCAUCCUGACACAAGCUUCACAAAGAAUACCCUGGGGGCGAUCAUUUUAACCCCAAUUUUUAUGAUAAUACUGACUCUGCUAUCUCUAGCUUUAACUGCUUGCUUCCUGCCUUUAGCUGCAAGCAGUUUGCCGAGUGUAGCUCUCACGACGGAAAGUGCGAGUGCCUCCCGGGCUUCGCGGGGGAUAACUGUUUACAACCGCGUAAGAACACACCGCUAUAUUCCCCGGGUAUCACGGAAUUCGGCUAACAUUGGGUUCCAUUCUAGUUUGCGGCUCCCUUGCUGGUGACCAUCACCGCCCGCUGAAGGGUGAUGGUCCGUGUGAGUGCGACGAAGGAUGGAGCGGAAUCAAUUGCAACGGUUCGUGUUGGGGUGUUUUUUUGAAGUAGAUUGAAAUGGGUGGGUUGCUGAUGGAAACACAUUAGUUUGUCAAACCGAUGGUGCAUGCGACGCUCUUAUGCCUCAGGGUGCCGACGGUGUGUGCUACAAGCAGGGCAUUGCCGUCAAGCAGAAUUUCCAGAUGUGUGAUGUUAGGAGUAAGUCUUCAAUGAUGGGUGUUAGACAUCACGAUUUUAACCUAGACUAUCCUUAGAUCGGAAAAUUCUCGAGAUGUUGAAGAGAAAUCCUCAAGUCACCUUUUCUUGCGAUAAGAUGUUCGCGAAGUGUACCUUUCAAUGUGAGUUACUUCUAUGAAGAAUUCUCGAAGCUCCUACCCGGGGCUAACAUCUUCCCUAGUUUGGGUUGAUCAGGUAGAGUCAUUCUAUUGCGCUCUUGAUGAGUGUAAUUGGGAGCUGCAGGCAUCGCCCGAUAGAAACGUUACAGACUACGAAUGCAAGAAUGUCAAGUGCGAGUGUAUUCCUGGACGAACCCUGUGUGGUGAGGGUGGUACAAUUGAUCUCAGCGAAUUCUUGAGUGAGGGAAUAACUGGGCCAGCGACCUUCUCCUGCGAUUCUUCAAAACCAGAUGAUCAAUGCUUGUUCUCGGAAAAGGCUAUGAACGAAGUCAUCUCCUCAAUUUUUGGGGACGAAAACAUUCUGCUGAACUGCGACACUGGAGAAUGUUUGCAUCGAUCAGAGGUCCCUGGAUACACGAGACCGAUUAAGACUAUUAACAAACCUCUUAUUGCCGGUGUUAUUUCUGGAGUUGCUCUCUUUAUUGUGAUAGUGAUUAUGGGUUUAUGGUACUUGAGCCGGCGCGCAGGACAACACAACGGAUUAGGACCUAUCCAUCUACCAGAUGAUGACGAUGAGAGUACAAGACUUAUGAUAGAGCACAGGCCAGCGGCACUGCACUUUGAUAAGCUUUCCUAUUCGCUUAACGGGAAACAAAUUCUGAAGGAUGUUGCUGGUGCAGUCAAUUCGGGCCAGGUUAUGGCUAUUAUGGGCCCUUCUGGAGCCGGGAAAACAACAUUUUUAGAUAUUUUGGCUCGCAAGAACAAGCGUGGUGUUAUUGGCGGCGACAUAUAUGUCAAUGGCACUCUUGUCUCGGAUGAGGAAUACAGGGAAGUCAUUGGAUUUGUUGAUCAGGAAGAUACCAUGAUGCCGACACUCACCGUUUACGAAACCAUUCUCAACUCAGCACUUCUCCGGCUUCCUAGGGAAAUGAACUAUCAGGCAAAGGAUAGGCGUGUUAUGGAAGUCAUGGGGCAAUUGGGCAUCUUGGGAAUCAAGGACCAAAUAAUCGGCACCUCCGAGGACAACGGUCUUCGUGGCAUCUCUGGCGGUGAAAAGCGGAGGGUAGGAAUUGCCUGUGAACUCGUCACCAGCCCGAGUGUUCUGUUCUUGGAUGAACCUACCAGUGGCCUUGACAGUUUCAAUGCAUAUAACGUUAUCGAAUGCCUGGUUAAUCUAGCAAGGACUUACACGCGUACUGUGGUCUUUACGAUUCACCAACCGAAAAGCAAUAUUGUUGCGCUUUUUGACCACCUGGUUCUCCUGGCAAAGGGUCGAUGUGUCUAUUCCGGCCCGUUCGAUAAGUGUCAGAGGUUAGCCCCGGUUACGAUGGUGCAUAAUAUCCGGUUAGGUGUAAUAGCUAACUUGGAUUUUUCUAGAUAUUUUGAUAAACUUGGCUACCCAUGCCCACAAGGCUUCAAUAUUGCUGAUUAUCUGGUUGACUUGACGAUGCACGCUGAACAGAGGCGAUCUGCACCCCGUGAAGAACCCUUGAUCGAGACGAGUGAGGUGCUUGUUCCCGUGAGAGCUAGGCCAUCACCGAGCAUCACGAGUGAGAGUGCCAGCGCCGACGGCAGCCCAAGGAAGAAGCUUCGCAAAAGGGGUGAUUCGAUUCGAGCUUUACAAGAAAGGCAACUUUUCACACGAAGACGUUCUGAAUUGCCAUCUGCUGCUGGGGAAGAGGUUAUGAUGUCAGAUUCUUUGGAUAAUACACGCGCAUGGAGGGACUCUAGUGAGCCACGACAAAGGCUCGAAGAGACUGAGCAUCUCCUCCCACCUGCUGCCCAGAAUGGGGCUGAUGCUACCGAUCUAGACGUCUUGAUUGCAGCCUAUAAAGAUUCAGACGUGGCAGCUGGUGUGAAGGACGAAGUUGAAAAUGCCACACGCGCUGUUCCCAAUGGCGCUGCGGAUGGCAAUGCCAACAGUAACGCGAGCGAUUACGGGAUCUCUGGAGCAAUGAAAGGUUUCAAGAGAGUUGGGUGGAUUGGACAAUUUACUAUUCUGAGCCGAAGGACUUGGAAGAACUUGUACCGAAACCCACUUUUAAUGCUUGCUCACUAUGCGAUCUCUAUACUUCUUGGAGGUUUGUGAGAGGUUUCUUUUGACCACAGUCGGAUGUCUUGCUAAUUCCUUUCUUUUAGUUCUCUGCGGAUACCUAUUCUUUGGUGUUAGGGAUGAUAUCUCUGGAUUCCAGAACCGCAUGGGACUAAUUUUCUUCGUCUUGGCACUUUUCGGAUUUAGCACACUUACGAGCUUGAACGUAUUUGCUGCAGAGAGAACCUUAUUCUUGAGAGAACGUGCCAACAGAUACUAUGCUCCAGUCACAUAUUUUGCUGCUAAAGUCAUAUUUGAUAUUGUUCCUUUGAGAAUCAUCCCACCAAUCAUCAUGGGGGCAAUACUCUAUCCGAUGGUUGGUUUUGUUGCUGAAUGGCCUGAGUUCCUUAAGUUCAUGCUAGUCCUCAUCUUGUUCAACUUGGCCGCAUCUGCCAUCUGCCUUUUCAUCGGAAUCGUAUUUAAGGACAUCUCCUUGGCGAACCUUGUCGGCAGUUUGGUCAUGCUGUUCUCCCUCCUAUUUGCCGGGUUGCUCUUGAACCACGACAGUAUUCCAAAGGGGGCACUCUGGCUACAAGCUGUCAGCAUCUUCCACUACGGCUUCGAAGCGUUGAUCGUGAACGAAGUCAGAUAUCUAAGCCUCUACGAACACAAGUAAGUGACCCCACCUCCCCAAGAGGGCGGUUCCCUGACAAGUUGAAACAGAUUUGGCCUGGACAUUGAAGUCCCCGGAGCAACUAUCUUGAGCACGUUCGGCUUCAAUAGUUUGGCAUAUUGGAAAGACGUCAUCAACCUUGGCAUAUUUGCAGGAAGUUUUAUAAUACUAGCGUAUGCAGCCAUGCAUAUGCUGCUCGUUGAGAAACGAUAAUGUGUCUGUCACUUUAUCAUACCCUCUGUGUUCCAGAUAGACAGACGGGCAUAUAAUAUAAUAUAAAGGAAGUGAUGGAACUGAUCGCAUGGAAUGGCGCAAGUUACACAAUGGGUGGAUGGGUGCAAGACAGCGAAUUGAAGGAUUUGCCUUGAGAAUCACAGCAGCAAGAAUAGAUGUCUACACAUACAGUACUCUAGAUAAUAGGGACAGACGCGGACAACUACUGGAAUUGGUGAUUUACGGGGGUUUACUUUGCUUUGUGGGGGAUAUUUUCUCGAGUGUAUAUAGGAGUUGGGAUGGAAUUGUGCUGCUUUUCUUUUCUAUUCUUUUCUUUAAUUUUUGUAUUUUUAUUAUUAUUCACUUCUAGUUAUGUGAUUUUAAUUCACCACCACCCAUAUACACAAUCCGGUAGCCUGCUCUACAUUUCUCGGGAAUAUAGGCAACCUUGCAAUAUGUUACUUGUGCCGCGCCGCUCUGGGCCUUUCUUUUUAUAGUGGUGAGGUGGGAUUGCGCACUCUAUCACUCUUCCAAUACGCGAAACAGCGCAUGGCUUUCGGCUGCCAUUCCGUGAUGGGAAACAGUCUGCUUCUCGGUUUCUGUGCUUCCUUCCUUCCUUUCCUUCCUUCCCUUCCCACUUUCCGGCUCGCGUGCAUAGCAUGGACCAUAAUACGGAUGCUGCACCGUACCGUAGAACCAUUUCCUACGUGUCCGGAAAUCAUGAUAUUAACUUUUGGUAAUUCUGCCCUGGCUUAUUGCUGAUCUGGAAGAGGUGGGAGAUUAUUUCUCGUUUUCGUUUACCGGUAUCCCAUGAAUAUAUUCAUACGUAUAAAUUUGUAAUUUAAUGGUACUUGUACAGACAUGUACAGUACCAUAGUCCAGUACC